Diorhabda carinulata is the source of this 2462-nucleotide messenger RNA. Its product is annotated as xaa-Pro aminopeptidase ApepP. NCBI's taxonomy places the organism in Eukaryota, Metazoa, Arthropoda, Insecta, Coleoptera, Chrysomelidae. The transcript has 4 exons. Gene Ontology annotation, molecular function: metalloaminopeptidase activity. The record is from RefSeq and is a predicted model, not a curated record. Bases 565 to 2412 code for a protein of 615 amino acids.
UAAUGGCAUGCAUUUCAUCAUUUAUACAAAAUUUCAAGACAUCACAAUUCUCGACUAAUCCCUGAUGAAGAAUACAUAAGUAUUCGAAAGUUCGGAAUAUAUAUUAAAAAGAGUAGAUUGUAAUAAAACGUUCAUAAACUAGUUGACAAAAACUUUGUUCCAAUUCACAUUCUAAUAUGUAGACAAUGUCGUAAGUGUAUAAUUUUGAAAGAGUUUUACUUUAAAAUGAUACAUUUGGAAGAAUUGUACUUCUUGUGACUUUUUGAUAUAUGAUACCUAUUAGAAUUUUCAAUCUUGAAAAAAGUUUAGUUCAUUUGCCACGUAGUUUUUCUAUGGUUUUACUGGAGGUGUAGCUGGAACAGAUUAGUUCAAAUAAGAUAAUCUUUAUACAUGGUUGGAAAAUUUUCAUUUGAAUUAUACAACUAAGCAAUAUUUCUGAAAAGGUUAGACAAGUAUUUUUUAAAUUGACAAGAUAAUUGUUAAUACUCAGUGGCAAUUGAUCAUUAUCAAAUAGUUAUGUGAUAUACUUCUAUAUGCUAUUUGAUUAAUUUUUUAAAAAUAAAAAUGGUACCACCUUCAACUACCAAUCUUUUACAAAAAUUAAGGUCGUUAAUGCAAAAUACUAAGUAUGUUAAAGAACCAAUUCAAGCUUACAUUGUACCUUCAAGUGAUGCACAUAACAGCGAGUAUUUAGCAGAAUGUGACGAGUAUAGAGCUUUCAUCACCGGAUUUACUGGAAGUGCAGGUACUGCUAUUAUUACUGAUAAAGAAGCGCUUUUAUGGACAGAUGGAAGAUAUUAUUUGCAAGCCAGCCAACAGCUGGAUUCUAAUUGGACUCUAAUGAAAGAAGGGCUUCCUACGACUCCUUCACAAGGCGAUUGGUUAUGUAGAAAUCUUACAAAAGGAUCUCUAAUAGGGGUCGACCCGAAACUGUAUGCCUACAAUAAAUUCUUUCCACUACAAUCAAAAUUAGAAGGAACAGGUCAUAAAUUAGUAGCAGUUCAUACCAAUUUAAUAGAAUUAAUAUGGAGUGAUAGACCUGCAAGGCCUGCAAAUCCCGUAAAACCGCUUACCAGAAAUUAUACCGGCAAGUCUGUAGCACAGAAAUUGAAAGAAGUAAAUGAACAAAUGAAAGAGAAGAAUGCAGAGUAUUUAGUUAUAACAGCCCUGGAUGAGAUAGCUUAUUUUUUGAACCUACGAGGAGCCGAUAUCCAGUUCAAUCCUGUUUUUUUCGCUUAUCUUGUUAUUGGCAAUAAUAAUUUCACAGUAUUUAUGAAUGAAAAACAAGUUAAUAGUGCCGUUGAAGAUCAUUUCAAUUCGGAAGUUGGCAACAACUAUAAAAUUGAAAAUUAUGAUUGUAUCGAAAAGAAGAUUGAGGAAUAUGCAAAUAAAAUAGAAGGAUAUAUUUGGUUUUCUGAACAAUCUAGCGAUGCCUUAAUAGAGUUGGUACCAAAGAAAAAUAGAUUGUUAACAGAUAUAACGCCAAUUUGUUUAAUGAAAGGAGUUAAAAAUGAAACGGAGAUUCAAGGGAUGCGUAACUGUCAUAUACGUGAUGCAGCUGCUCUUUGUUGCUACUUCUCUUGGUUAGAAGCAAAUAUAAAAACACAAAAAAUCACUGAGAUUUCUGGUGCUCAAAAACUUCUAGAAUUUCGUAAAAUGCAAAAAGAUUUUGUAGGAGAAAGCUUUGAUACUAUCAGUUCGGUAGGACCUCACGGUGCCAUUAUCCAUUAUAAGCCUAGUCAAAAUACUGAUGUGCAAAUUACUACUGAUCAGAUAUAUUUGUGCGAUUCCGGUGGUCAAUACUUAGACGGUACCACCGACGUCACUAGGACCUUACAUUUUGGAACUCCCACGCAAUUUGAAAAGGAAUGCUAUACUAGGGUCUUGAAAGGACAACUAAAACUCAGUUCUAGAAUAUUUCCAUAUAAAAUUAAAGGUAACUACUUAGAUUCGUUCGCUCGUGAAUACCUUUGGCAGGUUGGUUUGGAUUACGCUCAUGGAACUGGCCACGGGAUAGGUUCUUAUCUUAAUGUACAUGAAGGACCUAUGGCGAUUUCAUGGCGUACAGUUCCAGAAGAUCCAGGUUUAGAACCUGGUAUGUUCAUUUCCAACGAACCUGGAUAUUACCAAGAUGGACAAUUUGGUUUGAGAAUUGAAGAUAUAGUUCAAGUUGUUGAAGCCAAGCCUCCGCACAAUUUCAAUAAUAGAGGGUAUUUGACUUUCGAAACUAUCACUUUGGUGCCGAAAAUGAAUAAACUGAUUUUAGUAGAGAUGUUGACUAAGGAAGAGAUUAAGCAGUUGAAUGAUUAUCACCAGAAGUGUUUGGAAAUUGUCAAGCCUGUUUUAGAGCAGCAAGGUCAAGUGGAAGCUAUAAAAUGGUUGAAAAGGGAAACAAUGCCUUUAACUAUUUGAAUAUGUGAUUUUAUUAAAUUAAUUUUUCAAUAAAUGCAUUUAUUUCUUGA